GCUUCCGGUGGCGGCUGGCGGAGCGGUUCCGUGUCCAUGGCGCGGUCCUUGAAACUGGUGUGGGCUUCCCUUCAGCGUCAAAGGUUCCACACCGCUGGGAGUCGCUACAAGAGCCGGACUGGCGCUGAGCACCUGUGGCUGAUGCGGCAUUUGAGGGACCCGUUUGUGAAAGCUGCGAAGGUGGAAAGUUACCGAUGUCGAAGCGCCUUCAAGCUCCUGGAAAUGAACGAGAGGCACCAGAUCCUACGGCCCGGCCUCCGGGUGUUAGACUGUGGGGCUGCUCCUGGCGCGUGGAGCCAGGUGGCCGUGCAGAGAGUCAAUGCUGCGGGCACAGACCCCAGUGCUCCUGUUGGCUUUGUGCUUGGGGUAGAUCUUCUCCACAUAUUCCCCCUGGAAGGAGCAACGUUUCUGUGCCCUGCUGAUGUGACUGACCCUAGAACCUUCCGGAAAAUCCAAGAGCUGCUUCCUGGUGGGAGAGCAGAUGUGAUCCUGAGUGACAUGGCACCCAACGCCACGGGGAUCCGCAGCCUCGACCACGACAGGCUCAUUAGUUUGUGCUUGUCCCUUCUGGACAUGGUUCCAGAGGUCCUGCACCCCAGGGGGACUUUCCUCUGUAAAACCUGGGCUGGAAGUCAGAGUCAUCGGUUACAGAAGAGACUGACUGAGGAAUUUCAGAACACAAGGACUGUAAAGCCCGAGGCCAGCAGGAGAGAGUCGUCAGAGGUGUACCUCCUGGCCACACAGUACCGGGGAAAGCCUGCCGGUCUGUGAAGGCCUGAGCGCCUGUUCCGCUGUUCCGGCUCUUCACUGCAGACGCAGCUUGAGCUCUGUCCUGAAGCGUGGCUGGGGAGGUUCGAGCUGGAUCUAGGAUGCAGCAUGCAGAGCACACGGGGGACCUGUUUUUAAGACAAAACUCUAGUCACUGUUCACGAUAUAUGACUAUAUGUUAAAAAACAUGAUCGCUGUAAUACGAUUUGUGAAGAGGAGUUACUGUGAGAAAGAGACAAAAGGAUGAAGACUGGGAUGCAUAAAAACACUGAGGCCGAGAAACACACCUUUACAGAAUUUUCUCACCACGUUUAGUACGUUACAGAGGAACUGGCUUCCACCAUCGCUGCAAAACCAUCCCCAGGUUUCCAGGUGUUCUUUUGGAUAUACAGUGUAAUGUGGAAAAAUCUGAAGCUGCAGUCUGGGGAUUUGUUUCCAUCUCUGUGGUGAAUGAUCCGGAAAUACUUCAAGCAGUGAGAGCUCCUUAGGGAAGACAUUUGCUAUGAAUUAUGGAUGGGGGGGUGGGCAGUGUGAAACUGGGAAUGUUUCUAUAACACGCCAGGCUCCAGAGACUUAAAGGUAAUAACCAAAGUAAGCAGACACAUGGUGUCUACUUCCUUUUACUCUCUUCCAGGAUUUCCAUACUUAAAAAAAAAUUGGUUUCUUUGAAACCAUUUUCCGGAGGAGUGGUCAUCCCUUGAGUAUAUUGACUGUUAUGAUGAUUAAAUCUUGCCUAUUGAAAACAA
Messenger RNA from Budorcas taxicolor (takin), 1514 nucleotides. It is a transcript of the gene MRM2, whose product is annotated as mitochondrial rRNA methyltransferase 2. Gene Ontology annotation, molecular function: rRNA (uridine-2'-O-ribose)-methyltransferase activity. Gene Ontology annotation, biological process: RNA methylation. The transcript is spliced from 3 exons. The record is from RefSeq and is a predicted model, not a curated record. NCBI's taxonomy places the organism in Eukaryota, Metazoa, Chordata, Mammalia, Artiodactyla, Bovidae. The coding region runs from base 37 to 771 and encodes 244 amino acids. Gene Ontology annotation, cellular component: mitochondrion.